Messenger RNA from Trichoderma aggressivum f. europaeum, 1332 nucleotides. RefSeq lists its product as uncharacterized. The transcript has a single exon. The coding region runs from base 1 to 1332 and encodes 443 amino acids. The record is from RefSeq and is a predicted model, not a curated record. NCBI's taxonomy places the organism in Eukaryota, Fungi, Ascomycota, Sordariomycetes, Hypocreales, Hypocreaceae.
AUGAAUAACUUUCCAACCAAGGAGAAACAGCUCCUGAUGGAUCCCGUCGAGUUCUGGAGCAGCCAAAAGGCCCCCAAAAGGCCGUCCAGCUCCGCCUCGCAACGGCCAUCAGCGCGCUCUGCAAGCAAGGAUCGCGACGACCCGCUGCUCACGGCGCCUCCUGCUCGAGCCAGGGCUCCCGAAAGGAAUGAAUCGCGACAGUCGCGAAUUGCUGUUGUUUUGAAGUCGCCGGCCCAUCUGAACAGAUCAUCAUGGUCACACGUCGAAGGCGAAAAUGGCGGUGAUAGUAAAGCAGUUGCAGCAUCGGCAUCGUCACGGCAGGCCACUCCUAAUUUCGCUUCACGCGCAAAGAAGGAAACGCCGGUGCCUCUCCCUAAGACGCUCAUCACAACAUCAACAACAGCCUCAAUUCGCACACCAGUGCCUCUACCAAAACCCUUGUCAAGAACAUCAACACCAGCAGCCGGACCCGCAGCCGCGCCAAUGGCUGUAUCAACGGUAGCACGAGUGGCAGCACCUACACCAGUACCUCUUCCCAAACAGCUGAUAAAACCACCAGCGCCAGCAACUUCAAUUCAAAACGCGACAGCGUCAAUUCCAACUUCAUUGCCGGCUCUAGCCUCAUCACCAGCGCCAGCGCCGGGUUCCCAACCAAGCGCCGGCCGGGGGCGGCCCAAGGGUUGGAAGCCCGGCAUGUCUUAUGCUUCACUACGAGGCCCUGUUUCUCCGAAGCCUGUCAAAGAGAGAACAGGAAGACCCGGUCGGCCGUCUAAACCAAAGCCUAUCCAACUGGGUAACCCAAAGCGGCGCGGCAGGCCGCCAAAAGCGCCAUCACCUCUACCGUGGCAAGUCUACCGGUCUCUACCAACCUCGUUUGCUGCCUUUUUGUGCGAAUGGAGUGGCUGCAAAGCUGAGCUUCAUAACCUGGAUACGUUACGGCGCCACGUCUCCGUGGUGCACUGCCGGAAAGCGCCACUUGUUUGUUGUUGGGGGAAAUGCGCGCAAAGCUCGCAAAGCUCGCCUCCUUACCAGUUCCCUGAUGUACCCUCGCUUCGUGCGCACAUUGAGCAGAAGCAUCUUAUACCAUUCAGUUGGCAUACCGGUGAUGGGCCUCAGAAUUAUGGUGCCUCUAAUCAGCGGUUGAAUGAUGAAGAGAUUCCGGAUUAUCUUAAGGACGAUGAAGGCAAUCAAGUGACGCCGUCUAUACGAAAUCAAGAGGUGGAGGAUUUCGCAACAUGGAAACAGAAUCGUCAGAAACUAAAGGAUCUGCUGAUCCAAUUGAAUGACAAUCUACCGAGCGAAGAAUCAGAUUCUCCUGUGGACGAAGAUUAA